AUGGGAAACGAAAAGGCAGAACUUGUUGAUCAACAAGUGGUUGUGGAGCAAACUUUGGUGACCAGCGCAGUAGAAGCACAACAUGAGGGAGUUGAGAGUGGCAGCGACAUGAAGAAGGAAAAUGACAUGGAUGAUACGACUUCUUCCUCUGGUGAAAAGAAGGAAAAGGAAAAGAAGAAAAAGGAGCCAACGGUGCCACUACACAAGCUCUUUCGAUUUGCAUCAAAAAUUGAUCUACUCAUGAUCUUGGCAGCUUCGAUUGGAUCGAUUGGUGUGGGAGUUAUUAUGCCAGCAUCCAUGAUUAUCUUUGGCGACUUGCUUGGAUCAUUAGGCCAAACUGCACAAUCCACUACUACGACGACCAACAUCGACUUUUUGUCAAUGACAUUGAAAAUGAUCCUGAUUUUCGUUUACAUGGGUACCGCAUCCUUGGUAGCAAGCUAUGUUUCGCACGCCUUUUGGGUUAUAUCAGGAGAACGACAAAUCCAAACCAUUCGCCGCUUGUAUCUCCACGCCAUCUACCGUCAAGAUAUGAGCUGGUUUGAUGCAGCUGAAGAAGGAUCAUUGACAACACGCCUCGCAACAGAUAUACAAAUGGUUCAAGAGGGAAUAUCAGAAAAAUGCGGCAUGAUUCUUCAAAUGACUGGACAAGUAAUCGCUGGUAUUGUCAUUGCGUUUGUAAAAGGUCCCGUAUUGGCUGCUGUGAUUUUGGCAACCAUUCCACUCGUUGCAGGUGCCGGUACCAUGAUGGGAUACUAUUACGACAAAUUCACAAAAUCGACUCAGGACGUUUAUGCCGAUGCAGGAGCCAUUGCUGAAGAGAUGAUUAGUGGUAUCCGCACCAUAUCCUCAUUUUCUCUUCAAGGCCGGUUUCAAACACGCUAUGAGGAACAGCUGAGGAAAGCACGUAAAACUGGAUGUCGUCGAGGUGUCUUGGUGGCAAUUAUGUUUGGCGCUUUUAUGGGCAUCAUCUUUUCCUCUUAUGGUCUUAGCUUUUGGUAUGGAAGCAAGCUUAUACGUGAAGGCAGGAUGUCUGGUGGCGAGGUGGUCAUUGUGUUUUACACCAUGAUGAUCAGCACUAUGGCACUUAUGGGUUUACCAUUGAACCUUUCAGCUGUUAGCGGUGCCACUGCAGCAGCACAACGUAUUUUUUCACUUAUUGAUCGUGUACCAGCCAUUGACAUUGACGCACCUGGAAAGGAACAUGCGUUGCAUGGUGAUAUCGAAUUCAAAAACGUUGACUUCAAGUAUCCUACAAGACCUGAUAUUCCAAUUCUUCGCUCAUUUUCAGCACGCAUUAUGCCAGGUUCAACAGUGGCACUUGUAGGUGCGUCUGGAUCUGGCAAGUCAACGAUUGUUCAAUUACUUCAAAGAUUCUAUGACCCCGAUAAUGGUGAAAUUAUUGUGGAUGGGAUCCCACUUAAAGAUUUGGCUGUGCAAUCGCUACGACGUCAAAUCGGUGUUGUAAGCCAAGAACCCGUUUUAUUCAACACAACGAUUCGCAAGAAUUUGCUCUUGGGUGCCGAUAAUGACAAGGUCAGCAACGAGGAUUUGGUGCGUGCAUGCAAAGCAGCCAAUUGCCAUGAUUUUAUCUCAGCGCUUCCAAAAGGAUACGACUCUCAUGUUGGCGAGCAUGGCUCCAUGUUAUCAGGUGGUCAAAAACAACGUAUCGCUAUUGCACGUGCCAUCAUCAAAGAUCCAGCCAUUCUGCUUUUGGAUGAGGCAACAUCUGCACUUGAUACACAAUCUGAAAGACUUGUACAAAAGGCCCUUGAAGAAGCUGCCAAGAACCGUACCACUUUAGUCGUCGCGCACAGACUGUCUACAAUUAGAUCGGCUGACCAAAUCAUUGUUUUGAAGCAAGGCGAGAUUGUUGAGCAAGGGACACAUGAAGAACUACUUGCCGCCAAUGGAGCUUAUGCAAAUCUUGUUCACAAGCAGGAAAUUGCUAUGGAAAAGGAAAACAACCAGCUUAAUGGCUCCGAUGAACAUGAUGAUAUUCCAGCAAUGACGGAAGAGGAUGAAGAACAUGAUCAAUCUCAAACCAAGCAAAACGACUUGAGUAUCCGUCGUCUUUCAACCAAGCAAAGUAUAGCAUCCUCAGUGGAAGGUGCUAUUCCAGAUGAUAUGCGUGAGCUGAAAAAAGAGCGUGAGCGAGAAGAAAAAUACAAACACGUCCGAACGCCAUUCUUCAAGGUGCUCAAACAAAUGCGUCCAGAAUGGCCAUUGCUUGGUGUUGGUCUCGUUGGCUGUUUAUUCUCAGGAGCUGCAUUCCCUGUGUCAGCGUUAUUGCUUGGCAGAGUUUUCUCAGUGCUCGUUGAUCCCGCAACCAUGUCAACCACACCGGGACCUAUGGAAGGUGCAAACCUGUAUGCGUUUCUUUUUCUCAUUUGUGGUAUUGGUGUCUUUUUUGGAUUUCUAUUACAGCUGGGAAGCUUCGAAGCCGCUGGUGAACUCUAUACCGAACGAUUACGAUCAAAGCUGUUUGCUGCAUACAUGAAGCAGGAGAUCGCAUUUUUCGAUGAAGAGGAUAAUAGUACAGGCGCAUUGACAUCAACGCUUGCUGUUGAUGCUAAGAAUGUUAACGACAUGAUCACAAAGGUCUUGGGUGACAUUGGAAGUGUUGUGUGCAGUGCCAUUGUAGGCUUUGUGAUUGCGUUCAUUCACGGCUGGGCAUUGACUCUUGUGAUCAUUGCUAUGUUACCUUUAAUGGCUGCUGCAAGUGCAUACGAAGGAAAGAUCGAGAUGGGUUUUGCCGAUGAUACCAAAAAGGCAAGCAUGCAAUCAGGACAAGUGGCAGGUGAAGCCAUCAAGGAAAUUCGUACGGUUGCAUCUUUGGCAAAGCAACAUCAUUUUGAGGAGCGGUAUGCCAAAGCUACAGCCUACCCGCACAAGCUUGCCAUACGCAAGGCAUACUUAGGAUCGAUCGGAUAUGCUCUCAGCCAAGGAAUGGUUAUUUACGUCAAUGCCGUUUCGUUUUAUGCUGGUAUACGUUUUCUCGAGAAGGGCAUGAUGACUAUUGAGCAAAUGAUGGUGGUCAUGAUGGCGGUUGUUAUGACAGCCAUGGGUAUCGGUCGAGGAAGCAUGUUCGUGUCGCACAUUGUCAAAGCCAAGUAUGCAGCACUUUCAUCGUUUGAGCUAUUGGAGCGGAAACCUACUAUUGACAGAGAAUUGGAAGGCAUUGAACCUAGCACUAUUCGUGGCGAUGUUGCUUUUGACAAUGUAUCAUUUGCCUAUCCUCGUCGACCCGACAUGCCAGUUUUUCACGGCGACUUUAACUUGAAAGGAGCAGCUGGACGCACCAUAGCAUUGGUUGGUCACUCUGGAUGUGGCAAAUCAACAGUAAUUGGCAUGCUGGAACGUUGGUACGAUCCUCAAAGUGGAUCAGUUCGAGUGGACGAUCAUAGUACACAAGCGUAUACACUAGACAACUUGCGUGGUCACAUGGCUUUGGUUAGUCAAGAACCAGUUUUAUUCGACAUGUCAAUUGGUGACAACAUUCGAUUUGGUGUCUCUGAGGAUGUGAAAGUUACCCAAGAACAAGUGGAACAAGCUUGCAUAGCAGCCAAUAUUCAUGAAUUCAUUACCACUCUCCCCGAUGGAUACAACACGAGAGUAGGCGAUCGUGGGUCUCAAUUAUCUGGUGGACAAAAGCAACGCAUUGCCAUUGCCAGAGCUCUUAUUCGCAAUCCACGUGUACUUCUUUUGGAUGAAGCUACAUCAGCUCUUGAUAGCGAAAGUGAAAAGCUUGUCCAAACGGCCAUUGAUAAUGUAUUGGAGCAUGGAGAUAGAACAACUUUCACGAUAGCUCAUAGAUUGUCUACCAUACAAGGCAGUGAUUUGAUCUGUGUGAUCAAGAGUGGACGUGUUAUCGAGCAAGGAACCCAUUGGGAAUUGCUAGAGCUUGGUGGUGCAUACAAAGAACUUGUGCAACAGCAAUCAUUGGCAUGA
Molecule: messenger RNA, 3951 nt
Organism: Lichtheimia ornata
Lineage: Eukaryota; Fungi; Mucoromycota; Mucoromycetes; Mucorales; Lichtheimiaceae
Exons: 5
Coding region: 1-3951 (1316 amino acids)
Biological process (GO): transmembrane transport
Cellular component (GO): membrane
Molecular function (GO): ABC-type transporter activity; ATP binding; ATP hydrolysis activity
Source: RefSeq, a predicted model, not a curated record